AUGGCCCGAUUUGGCCGGACGAAGAAGAAAGCUGCAAGGACGGAGCAUAAUGACAGUGCUAACUCGGAUGCAUUUAUGUCGUCGAAUCCAGACCAUCCAAGAACCCCCUGUGUCAUACUUCCCCAUGUGGAAACGCAUUUGAACAUGCAUCAACAUAAUGGUUUGUUUGAGAUCAAUUCGUCCGAGAAGCAAAAGUCGCCUACGAGCAUAGAAUAUAUCUCAGAGUCCACAUCCCCGAUCUCCUCCAAUCCUACAAACGGUGAUGCGUCAACUACGGAAUGGUCAUCAGCCGUGGGACACGCCGCUACGGGCAAAUCCGGUCGUGUUAUCCAUAAUCUCCAAGAAGAAAUCGCGCGUUUAACCCGGGAGUGCAGUGUGUAUCGGUCCCGGGCGGAGGAGACACAACGAAUGAACGACGCGUUCAAAACACAGGUCCAGAACAUGACCGAGCGUCUCCGGAAUCUUGAGCAGGCCAAUGAAACGAAUCUCCAAUCAAUCUCGCGCAAAGAUAAGAAAAUCGAGGAAUUGCGGGCAGAAAUCCAGAGUGAGAAGGAUCGGCGACUGCGAGCGGAGGGGGAAACCGACAAAUUCCAACAAUUGAUGAACGAGAACCGAGAUGGUUUCAAUCGAAAGUGUGCAGAGCUGCAAGAAAUUGCGAACCAUGCUCGGACUCAGUACGAUGUGCUCGCCAAAUCAGGGCAGCGUGAACGCGCAGACCAGCAGAAGAAAUUCAAGACAAUCAGGGACGAUUUUCUGGCGCUGAAGGCAGAGCACGAGAAGAAAAACGUGCACCUAGAACGUCUAGACGCAGUCAUGGCGCAGAAAAAUCGUGAGAUUGAGAUUGGUCGGGAAAGAUUUGAUCAAUUAUUCGAGGACUACGAAGCAUACAAGAAGGCUCACGAUGAGGAGGUGAGAGCCCUGCUUGAAAGAAGCUACCAGGGUGAGGCGAAUCUUGACGCUGCUCUUGCGACCUUGAAAGAGACCGAAGAGAAAAUGAAGUGGGCCAUUCAGGUCAAAAAAGAAGUCGAAGAUGCCCAAUGA
This is a messenger RNA of Aspergillus clavatus NRRL 1, 1041 nucleotides long. RefSeq lists its product as uncharacterized. The record is from RefSeq and is a predicted model, not a curated record. NCBI's taxonomy places the organism in Eukaryota, Fungi, Ascomycota, Eurotiomycetes, Eurotiales, Aspergillaceae. The transcript has 2 exons. The coding region runs from base 1 to 1041 and encodes 346 amino acids.